AAUCAGUUAGUCAAAGUCAUUCAGAACACAAGGAACACAGUGAAAGUAGUUCAAGCUCUUAUCAUGCUAAACAAGAUAGCAAUGGAAACAAACAAGUCGAUGCCAAGAAAGAACAUACCGAACAUGAUUCCAGUAAAGUAAGCGAUAAAGGAACUUACCAAGUUAAAGGUAAAGAUGGCAAAGAAGUCAAAGCCAGCUAUGACCAUAGUCAAAGUGACAGCAAAGAUAAAUCCGAUAAAAAGACUUUACACAUGAAGGAAGGUCAUGGUAAACAAGAAUUCGAUGCCAACCAUGAAUAUAGUGAAGAUGAAAAACAUAGUAAAAAAGAAAAUGACAGCUUCAAGUACAAGGAUGGUCAUGGUAAAGAAGUAAAUGCCAAACAUAAAUCAAGUGAAGAAGAAAACCAUAGUAAAAAUGGUAAAGACUCCGUACACUAUAAGAGUGGUCAUGGUAAAGAAGAAUUCGAUGCCAAACACAAAUAUAGUCAAAGUGAUAGCUCAAGCAAAAAAGAAAAUGAUAGCUUCAAAUACAAGGAUGGUCAUGGUAAAGAAAUAGAUGCCAAACAUAAAUCUAGUGAAAAACAUAGCUCUAAUGAAGACGAAGAUGACAGCGUACACUACAAGAAAGGUCAUGGUAAAGAAGAAUUCGAUGCCAGCCAUAAAUAUAGUAAAAACGAAAAACACAGUAAAUCCGAAGAUGACAGUUUACACCUCAAGGAUGGUCACGGUAGAGAAUUCGAUGCCAAACAUAAAUCUAGUGAAAAACAUAGUCUUAGUGAAGAUGAAGAUGACAGCGUACACUACAAGAAAGGUCAUGGUAAAAAAGAAUUCGAUGCCAGCCAUAAAUAUAGUAAAUCCGAAAAACAUAGUAAAUCCGAAGAUGACAGUUUCCACUUCAAGAGUGGUCAUGGUAAAGAAUUCGAUGCCAAACAUAAAUCUAGUGAAAGCCAUAGCGAACACGAAAAUGAUGAAAGCAGUUAUCACUUGAAGAGUGGUCAUGGUGAUGGUGACGACGAUGAAUUUGAUGGUCACUAUAAAUCUGGUAAACAUGGUGAACAUGAUGAAAGUCAUGAAGUAACCAUUAAGAAUGGUCAUGGUGCUGACGAAAAACAUGAAGAACACGGAUGGGAAGAAGAAGGUUUUGAUGAACACGAAACUGUCAAUGGCAAAGAAACUGUAACAAACACGGAAAGAACUGGUGGCACAAGAACUGGUGGAAAAAACACAAGAAAUCCCUUAAAUUCCGAAGCAAUAAAUGGUUUGAAUACUGGUGGAACCAAUGUGAAUCUAAAGGUGCUGACUGGUGGACCAACUGGUACAAUAAACCUUGACCCAACAUUCCAUCAUAGUAAACAAUGGUGGGGACACUGGUGGAAAAAGCAUGGUUGGAAAAAACAGUUCGCCAAAGAAGAUUGUGAUGCUAGUGAAUUUAUUUCAACCUAUAAAAAAUCCUCCCACAAAAAAUCCUCUCAUAAAUCACUUGAAGAAUUAUGUACUGAUGACAAAUGGUUUGAAUCCUGGUGGAAUGAAUGUCAAUCCAAAGAUCCUUCAUGGUGGGACAACUGGUAUAAUAAAUACGCCAAGGAUAAUGAUGAUGGUAAAGAUUUAGACUCUAGAUAUCAUCACACUGAAGAUUGGUGGAAAAAAUGGUGGAAAGAAUUCGGCUCCAAGAAAACCAUUGCAAAAGAAGAUUAUUUAGACCCUAAAUUCCAUCACAGUGAAGGUUGGUGGAAGAAGUGGUGGAAAGAAUACGGCUAUAAGAAACACUUUGAUGCUGAAGAUUGUGAAGACUUUGAUAUAUCUUUCGAAGAUGGUUUUGAUAAACAUGGUGAUAAACAUGGUGAUGAUGAUGAUUGUGAUGUAUGCAAGUCUAGCAACUUUUUUGAUAGCUGGUGGAGCAAAUUCGAAUCAAAAGACUCUUCAUGGUGGGAAAGUUUCUGGAAGAAAUACGCAUGUGACAACGAUGAUGGCAAAGAUUUAGAUCCUAAAUACCAUCACAACAAACAAUGGUGGGCACACUGGUGGAGUCAAUACGGUUGGAAAAUACAUUUUGAUGAUGAUUGUGAAUUUAAGGAUCUUGUACACAAACAUCCCAAACGUGACUUAAUCAAAAGAAUCUUGGGAUCCAAGAGUUUAAAAUUAAGAUCCCAAUAA
Racocetra fulgida is the source of this 2153-nucleotide messenger RNA. Lineage: Eukaryota; Fungi; Glomeromycota; Glomeromycetes; Diversisporales; Gigasporaceae. The record is from the annotation of a GenBank genome assembly.